This is a messenger RNA of Setaria italica (foxtail millet), 1484 nucleotides long. Its product is annotated as transcription factor IIIA. Gene Ontology annotation, cellular component: nucleus. The record is from RefSeq and is a predicted model, not a curated record. NCBI's taxonomy places the organism in Eukaryota, Viridiplantae, Streptophyta, Magnoliopsida, Poales, Poaceae. Gene Ontology annotation, biological process: regulation of transcription by RNA polymerase II. The coding region runs from base 128 to 1264 and encodes 378 amino acids. The transcript has 7 exons.
GCUUGGCAUUCACGAUUCGCGAGUCGAGGGUUUCUCUCUUGCACCGCGGCUAGCUACCUCUCGAGUCUCGACGCCGCGCGAUCCUUCCGAUUCCAGGGUUUGCUCCGCGAUUCGAGGGGUUAGCCAGAUGGGGGACGGGGAGCAUAGGGUGGGGGAAGGCGAAGAGGCUGGCGGCGGCGCAGGGGCGGCCACGGCGGCCCCGAUGAGGGAUAUACGGCGGUACAGGUGCGAGUUCUGCGGCGUGGUUCGGUCGAAGAAGAGCCUGAUCCGCGCCCAUGUCCUCCAGCACCAUAAGGAUGAAGUGGGUGAUCUGGAGGAUUACCAGGAAGGUGGAGGCGGUGCUUCGCGCAAGGAGGUCACCCAUGACUGCAAGGAGUGUGGCAUGAGCUUCAAGAAGCCAGCCCAUCUGAAGCAACAUAUGCAGAGCCAUUCACUCGAGAGGCCCUUUGCCUGCCACAUUGAUGGUUGCCCCUUAAGCUAUAGUAGGAAGGACCAUUUGAACAGACAUCUACUUACUCAUCAAGGGAAACUAUUUGUGUGCCCCAUUGAAGGAUGCGACCGUAAGUUCAAUAUCAAGGGUAAUAUGCAGAGACAUGUUCAGGAAAUGCAUAAAGAUGGUUCUCCUUGUGAAAGCAAGAAAGAAUUCAUUUGUCCAGAGGUUAACUGUGGGAAGACUUUCAAAUAUGCUUCCAAGUUAAAAAAGCACGAAGAAUCACAUGUCGAGCUGGACUACACAGAGGUUAUCUGCUGCGAACCAGGCUGCAUGAAAACUUUUACAAAUGUGGAAUGCCUCAAAGCACAUAACCAAUCCUGCCAUCAACAUGUUCAGUGUGAUGUCUGUGGCACUAAACAACUAAAGAGGAAUUUCAAGCGCCAUCGCCAAAUGCAUGAAGGCUCCUGUGUUACUGAAAGGGUUAAAUGCCACUUUGAGGACUGCAAAUGUUCAUUUUCAAAGAAAUCCAAUUUGAACAAGCAUGUUAAGGCAGUUCACGAGCAGCGCCGACCUUUUGUGUGCCAAUUCUCUGGGUGUGGCAAGAAGUUUUGUUACAAGCAUGUAAGGGACAACCAUGAGAAGUCUAGUGCUCAUGUGCACACCGAGGGUGAUUUUGUUGAGGCUGAUGAACAGCGACCGCGUUCAGCAGGUGGCCGGAAGAGAAAACCUGUAUCUGUCGAGACUUUGAUGCGUAAAAGGGUAGCUGCUCCUGAUGACGCUCCUGCUCAUGUUGAUGGAACCGAGCAUCUGAGAUGGCUUCUCUCCGGUUGAUUCGUCCGCAGGGAGAAGAGAUGGCAGAUAUAUUUGGACGCGCCAGCACACUUCUGUAAAUUGAAAAUAUCCGUCGUGUUAGGAUGUAUAGGAAGAGGAAAGCAACGUGUUAGGUAUUUAUAUAAGGUUUCAGACAUGGUAGAGAUUAUUGUAUCUUCAGUAUGAACACAAUGUGCCAUAUUCGAUCUUGAUUUGCAAAUAUGGAAGCUCGUUAUGUUUA